Aspergillus welwitschiae is the source of this 722-nucleotide messenger RNA. RefSeq lists its product as uncharacterized. Lineage: Eukaryota; Fungi; Ascomycota; Eurotiomycetes; Eurotiales; Aspergillaceae. Bases 221 to 673 code for a protein of 150 amino acids. The transcript is spliced from 2 exons. The record is from RefSeq and is a predicted model, not a curated record.
UCAUCUUUGCUCUGAUAUUUGUUCCGCCUCUGCAUCAGCACUAUACCUCCCAUGUGUUUUGAUUCGGCGAUAGAUCAAGACCCCUCUCGCAAUAGAGUUCUACAUUCUUGAUUAUUAUCAUCAUCAAACAGAUAAGCCUCGUAUCAUGUAGAUAAGCCUUGUGGUGGCGUUGUCUUGCCCACUGGAUCGAGUCAAGGUCCAAGGUUUGCGCAAUGCUCGGAUGACGCGGGGAGGGCGGAGGUCCAUGCCACCGCGGGCAACAUGCAACGUCACAAUCACGAUCCCCCCUUCCAUCCGAACGAACCGGCCGAGCAGAGAAAGAGUGGAAGAAAUAAGCACGCCAUCGGAUCAAGUUCCCGCUGAGGUUGCGUUCGAUGGAUCCAGUGGGGUCCCAUCCCCAGUGUCCACUUCUUUAACGAAAGUAGGAUGUCAUGAUGUAGUGGAUGUGAUCGCCGCUGAGAUCGACAUGAUGAUGAUGGUGACACUUGCAUCUCUGCUACUGGAUAAUACCAUCGUCCAGUCUGACUGCAUCUGGUCUGGUACUAUUCAUUGGUCCCGAUCAUCAUGUGGUAUACUACUAAUAGAGUCUAAUAGAGUACAGAUAUAUCUACUACUUGUACUCCGUAGUAACAGUGAACUCACUACUACCAUGAAUUCAUGUCAGUGGUGCUAACCAGCCACCUCGUUAGCCACCAAUGGAUAAUUACUCCCCUGCUAUAUAA